CCGACUCAAACACAACUUCGACUUUAAUCGCUGGCAGAUACACACAGCUACCUAUUUGAGUGUUUAAUAGUCAGCAACAAAUGUUUAAUGGUUAGGUGUUAGACCAUGCAAUCACAAUUCGGCGACAAGUUCAUUUCUGAGGAUGAAGUCGAUGAAGGCCCAUCCACGGCCAGUGGUCAAACAAACAAUCACCAUGUAGUCCCGCUGGGAAUCCUCAUGGUACUCUGCACAAUGUAUCUCGUGGUCGCUGGGGCGCAAUGCAAUUACAGAUACUAUUUCGAGCCCGGCGUGUCUGCCCUCGACAUAUACGAUCCCGAUGUCUCUCUCGACGAAGGCUAUCCGGAAUCCAUUGAGGACGUGCCAGCAAGCAACCUCGGAUGCACAAAGCUUGAGGUCUUCGGAAAGGAAACCGCACAACCAAAUGGCACCUCUCCCUCUGGCAACCAAAUGGCAAAGCCAUCUCAGUCCAAGGCCGCCAAGCGAACUCGAAAUGGAUCAGGUGGAAGCGCUGCUAGUAAGCGCACUCGUGGGGCUAAAGCUCUGGAAAAUAACCGGAGAAAGCAGGAGACCGCCAAGAAGAGCAACACGGCUGAGCCCAUAAUAUAUCUGUUUGCCCUGGUCUUCAUUUAUCUGCUCCUGAAGGCAGCAUCCGACAUCAAUCAGCACUACAAGUCGAACAAAGGAGACAAACGUUUGCGCCGUUGCUCGUUGCAAUCCUAUGCGCAAAUACACAAGCAGGAUCGGAGGGCCUCAAAAGUACUGCUCGAAGAGUCGGCGGUUUUCCGGCGCAGGCACAUACUAUUGGGAGAGGUGCGAGCCGCGUCGGUUGACCGCUACAAGUACAUACUAAACGAGGAGGGAAGCCACACCGUGUGCACCCCAAAGACACUCGAUCACCAGCACAGGGCCACAGCCCCAUCACCGUUAGCAUACAGACCGGCAGGAGAUCGAGAUCCUGCAGCACGCUCUGCUGGUAAACACGAACAGUCACCGCAGUCACGGUAUGGUAUGUCACACAAACAGCUCUAAGCCAAACUGUUUUCUCCCCCAGAGACGCGUCUAAAUCGCCGCUCAUCCGUACCCAUCAGCAUUGACUAUCAAACUGUUCAUGUCUCAAAUAUCAGUCCAUACUCUUCCGAGUUGGCCAGACGUGGCUCUGGUAUCAGCAUCACGGGUCCGAAUCCGCUAAAUUUAGAUCCAAACGCCGACUCGAAACGUCGCGUCCGCAUGAUAAAUCGUCAUUAAAUCCAGCGUCCUAUCAAUAUCAAUGAAUACUUCAACAACGAUCAACAAGACAAUCGAAUCUAUAGAGAAGACUUCACACAGAGUACAUAAUAAUUGGAUAA
Messenger RNA from Drosophila guanche, 1346 nucleotides. RefSeq lists its product as uncharacterized. The record is from RefSeq and is a predicted model, not a curated record. NCBI's taxonomy places the organism in Eukaryota, Metazoa, Arthropoda, Insecta, Diptera, Drosophilidae. The transcript is spliced from 3 exons. The coding region runs from base 106 to 1029 and encodes 307 amino acids.